AUGGCCUCCGCCCUGCUGGCCGGACGGGGCGGGGCGCACCACCACAGCUGGGGGGAGACGCGCGCCCCGCUCGCGCCCAUCCCGCCCAACCCUAGCCCCACCCAGCCCCACCCGCGCGGCGACGGGUCCAAGUCCAAGCCCAAGCCGCGGGCGGCGGCGGCCUCCUCGCCGGCGGCCGGCUAUGUGACGUUCCGCCCGUCCUCCCUGGGCCUGCGCGAGGCCCGCGAGCUCCGGGACCGCCUCGCGGGGGAGCUGGGCCAGGUCCGCGCCCUCCUCUCCCGCAUCGACACCUGGCAGCAGCAGGGCCCGCCGCCGCCGCCGCCGCCCGCGAAGCAGCAGCUCCGCGGCGAGAUGCGGAAGCGGUGCGGCCAGAUCCUCACCAGGCUGCGCAAGGACAAGCGGAGCGUGUGGUUCAACGCGCCCGUCGAGGUGGAGCGACUCGGCCUCCACGACUACCACGCCGUCAUCAAGCGCCCCAUGGAUCUCGGCACCGUCAAGGAGAACCUCGCCGCCGGGAGGUACGCCUCCCACGACGACUUCGCGGCCGACGUCCGCCUCACCUUCACCAACGCGCUGCGGUACAACCCCGUCGGCCAUGAGGUCCACACGUUCGCUGGCGCCCUCCUCGCCUACUUCGAGAGGAUGUGCAAGGAGGUGCUCGCCUCUUUCGAGGAAGAGUGCAGACGCCUUGAACCGCCAAGGCCUGUGGCGGCAGAGUUGCCACCUCCACCGACAGCUGAGCCUGUUGAGGCGAAGGUUAAGCCGAGAGCAGGGAAUGUGAGGAUGCGGAAGCCCAAGGCGAGGGAGCCGAACAAGAGGGAGAUGAGCCUGGAGGAGAAGAACAUGCUCAGGAUUGGGCUGGAGAGUUUGCCUGAGGAGAAGAUGCAUAAUGUGCUUCAGAUUGUGCGGAAGAGGAACAACAACCCGGAGAUGCUUGGGGAUGAGAUCGAGCUUGAUAUUGAUGAGAUGGAUGUUGAGACACAGUGGGAGCUUGAUCGUUUUGUAACUAACUUCAACAAGGCGCUCAAGAAGUCUCAGCGUGCUGCCAUGAUGAAUGGUGGCGUUGCUGAUGUAACCAGUGCUGCUGUGGCUGAGGAUGACACAGCACCUGUGGGCCAUGUGCCUGCAUUGGUCGACAAUGAUGAUGCGGAGAGUGAGAAACCUGUGAAGAGCACUGCAAUGGCUGAGCAGGUGGAUGAGUAUGUUGAUAUUGGGGAUGAGAUGCCAACAGCCACUUACCAAUCCAUGGAGAUCGAGAAGGACGCUGAAGGUGUGACUGGCUCUGGUGGUUCUGGCAGUGGCUCUUCAUCGUCCAGUGGUUCUGAGUCGAGGAGCUCAGGGGACAGUGCCUCAGGAGCUGGCAAUGCUCAUUCUUUGGCUUAG
Messenger RNA from Miscanthus lutarioriparius, 1383 nucleotides. Lineage: Eukaryota; Viridiplantae; Streptophyta; Magnoliopsida; Poales; Poaceae. The record is from the annotation of a GenBank genome assembly.